GCUAUUGCGGCAUGCAAGAAGUCGAUACGAAAUUCCAUCAAACUGACCAUGUUUUAUCCUUCCAAGGUCACCCGGGACACGUUCAGGGGCCCAUGGAUAGCUGAUUGUACCGGCUGUAGGGUAGCUCAGGCAGGUCGCCAACGGACCCAGCUCCGGCCUAGAACCAGACGCAACCACAUGAAUCCGGGGAAGCUCCAAGCAUCGCCUUUACAACCACCGACAGGCACCUACCCCUUAACCACUGGUUCCCCUCAUCUGUUGUCCAUGGGUUGAGCGGAGAGUGCAAGCUGCUGUCACUUCGGGUUGAUUUGCAUCAAGAUGGCAGCAUUUCGCCAACUCGGCGCGAGCCUCUUCGCCUUGUCCACCGGUCUACAGCUCGCCAUCACCGGCGAACAAGCGAAUCUUGGGUCAUUUCGCGAAGCCUGCCCUGACUAUGUCACCUACUCGGCGCAUUCACACAACCCCCUUUCCAAGGGUCCCCUCGCGCUCCCCUUCCAACGCCCUGAAGAACGAUGCCGCACGUUUCAUUCCGACGCGAUCGAGAAGGUGAUUGAGGACAUGACCUCUCGCAUUGAGGACCCAGACCUUGCCCGGCUCUUCGAGAAUACCUUUCCAUCGACAACGGACACCACUGUGAAGUUCCACACCAAGGGCGCCGAGGAGACUGGCUUCUUUCGCAUGGCCGGCUUCAAGGCCUUUGGUGAUGAUGGCGCAUGGCAAGGUCCACAGAGCUUUAUCAUCACCGGCGAUAUCAUAGCAGAGUGGCUGCGCGAUUCAACGAACCAGUUGCGGCCGUACCAUGCGCUAGCAGGGAAAGAUCCAGCAAUCCACACGCUGUUACUGGGAGCGAUCAACACGCAGGCAGAAUAUGUCAUUGAGUCACCGUACUGCAAUGCGUUCCAGCCCCCGCCAAUAAGCAAGCUACCUAUCUCGAACAAUGGGCAACAGGAUGUGGUGCACCCCGCAUAUGAACCUGAAUCAGUGUUCGAGUGCAAGUACGAGCUGGACUCAUUGGCGCAUUUUCUCGCAUUGGCGAAUGACUUUUAUGAUCACACGGGCUCAACUGAGUUCCUGCACAAUCGCUGGUUACUGGCGCUCGAGACGCUUCUGCAGGUUUUGAAACACCAGAGUCAGCCAACCUUUGACCCCGAGACGGGCCGGCUUAUGUGGAAUGAGUAUACUUUCCAAAGGAAGACCGAUAUUGGUACCGAAACGCUGAAUCUGAAGGGCAUGGGCAACCCAUUGAACGCUGGCACGGGCUUGAUCCGGUCAGCGUUCAGACCAAGUGACGAUGCGACGAUUCUAGGCUUCUUCAUCCCAGCCAACGCACAAAUGUCUACGGAAAUGCAGAGGACUGCAGCCAUCUUGACAGAGGCAGGCAAGACGAAGCUGGCGGAUAAGCUCAACAAGUGGAGCAAGCAGAUUCGCGAAGGCAUCAUGGAGCAUGCCGUCGUUGAGCACAAGAAGUACGGCAAGGUCUUCGCAUACGAAGUCGACGGCUAUGGUUCGAACAUUAUGAUGGAUGAUGCCAACUACCCAUCGUUAUUAGCUUUACCAGUCAUGGGAUUUGUGGAGGCGAGCGACCCCAUUUACCAGAACACGAGGAAGAUGAUUCUGGAACAGGAGGGCAAUCCAUACUUCCUCAAGGGCAAGGAUUUCAAAGGCAUUGGCGGCCCGCACAUUGGCUUGAAGAACGCUUGGCCGAUGAGUCUGCUGAUGCAGGCUCAGACUUCAGACGAUGAUGCUGAAAUCAAGGAAUGCCUGCGUCUCGUCUUGUCAUCUUCGAAGCUCGGCCUCAUACACGAGAGUAUCGAUGUCACUCACGCCAGCCAAUACACGCGAAGCUGGUUCGCGUGGGCGAAUGGGGUAUUUGCCGUGACGAUGCUGGACCUCGCGAAGCGAAAGCCUCAUCUUGUUUUUGGCGAGGGAGCGGAGCCAUAUGAAGUUUGAUGGCGACACAACGAUUUGUAUGACUUAUGACACCUAGAACACUGAAGUGAUCGAUGGCAGAUCUUGCCUUGCCCUACGUUGCUGCGCGGAAGUUCUUGGUCUUUGCUACCGGUUCUCGAUGCUUUCGGCACCGACUCCCAUCCCACUUGCUGGUUCAUUCUUGGCGAUUAUAGUGACCAGCUUAACGUAACCUGCCCGAGCCAUGUAGUCGAAAAGCUACUUACUCUGAUGAGAGACAUGGUUGAAGAGCUGGACGGACUUGACGUGAGAUGUGCUUUCGUAAGUGAUUGACAAUAUGGCAACAAACUUAACGCUGGAAUCAAAUGCACCUACA
Molecule: messenger RNA, 2284 nt
Organism: Emericellopsis atlantica
Lineage: Eukaryota; Fungi; Ascomycota; Sordariomycetes; Hypocreales; Bionectriaceae
Exons: 3
Coding region: 319-1950 (543 amino acids)
Biological process (GO): carbohydrate metabolic process
Source: RefSeq, a predicted model, not a curated record